AUGCGCAGGGCAGUCGGCGCCCGCUCGUUGCUGUCCCUCCUUUGCGUCCUACCCCUCCUCGGCCACAGUUCUGCGCAAGUUCCAUACACGCCUUCCACCCUUCUAUACUCUUCACAGCAUAAUUCCUCUUUCGCUUAUCUCCUGCGAACAACCGAAGGCCAAACCGAGUUCAUCUCGCUAGAUGUGUCCCAAAAAAUCGACACCAAAAAUCCUUUAUAUACAAUACUACUCGAUGACGCCCCGUUCAAUACCAAGGACGUGAAGUCCGCCUACGUUCCCGUCAUUGACCAGAAUGGGGUGAUAAAGGUGUUUGCCGGUGAUUGUUGGGACUCGGGCAAGUCGCCUAAGCUAUGGUCCUUCUCUCCCGAUUCUGGCUCCUCAACAGGCGGUGGAAAGUGGGCGGAGUUUUCAGCCCAAGGGUCACAAAAAGGCUCUAUUACCACUCGUCCAAAUUAUCUAUCAGCGGGAUUCGCAUACUCGGCUUCAAACACAACCCAAAGUUCCCUCUUCACGUUUGCUGGGAUGUGCCCGUACCAGAGCGACAGCAGCAUUUCUUGGGUCUCGGACGCGAACUAUUCCCAGACAAUGACAGUUUUGGUCCCCUGCAAAGAGGGAAAUUGUUAUGAGACGUUGACCACUGGGGACCGCGCACCUCCAAUUCCCGAAGCCGGGUUCACCAUUACUCCUCUCCAAGCCACAUACGGAUACACGGAUGAUGAGCUCCGGCAACAGCAGGAUUUCCUCCUCAUCGGCGGACAUACCCAGCAAGCAUUCAUCAACAUGUCCGAACUUGCUAUUUUCUCCGCUCCGCAGAAUAGCUGGAGCUUCGUCAGCGUGGGCUCCAUGGCAGACGCUUCAAGGGCUGAUCUGGCCCUCCGCAACACAGCCCUAAUCGAGCCUAGGUCCGGUCACACCGCCGUUCUCACCGCGGAUGGGAGCAAGGUGAUUGUGUUUGGGGGCUGGGUAGGUAACACCAGCGUCCCUGCAACACCCCAGCUCGCCAUUCUAGAGAUAGGUGGAGGCUUUGCUGGAAUUGGCGAAUGGACCUGGACUGUGCCGUCAACCAGUGGAGGUCUCCAGGGCUCUGGAUUGUAUGGAAUAUAUGGACACGGUGCUACGAUGCUGCCUGGUGAAGUUAUGAUGAUCGCAGGGGGUUAUGUGAUACCACAACUCUCCAAACGAUCCAAGGUUGGACCCGAGCUCAACUCACAGAUCUACCUGUACGAUGUAAAGUCAGGCGUGUGGGCUUCUUCAUAUGAGAACCCAUACUUUGACGUCACUGCUGCGGUUACUGAUAGCUCCUCCGCCUCAGGUAAAAGCUCAUCCGCUUUAAAAGCUGGCCUAGGUGUUGGAAUCGGCAUAGGGGUUCCAGCAGCUGCCGGUCUUUGUCUGCUCGCUUUCUAUCUCUGCCGACGGCGCGGGAUGCGUCGAACUCGAGAUAGUGAGAUCCGCGAGCUAGCUCUGGGCGCACAAAGAGCUCAUUACUGGGGAAGGGGCGACUCGGAAAUGGCCAGUAGUAUUCGGAAUCCUUCAAUGUUAAGAGAGUCGCAAGUUAACAAUGAUUACCCUUGGGGCGUCAAUAACAGGCCACGAAGCACCGGAAAAAAGGUCGACUGGAACGACAAUGGCGAAGGAGUUGCCGAGAGAACUGGGCUGCUGGGGGGUAUACACAUACCCAAAAAAACCAACCGACCAGUACUGAAUGUCGGGACCUAUCGACCCCCUUAUUAUGAUUUCAGGAAAGGUGACACUGCUGGGACUAUUCACCCCAUUGAUGAGCGCGACGAGGAUGAAGCCAAUCAUGCAGAAAAUGUACAAGCGCGUGAAACCCUUGACUCGCAAUUGUUUGUGACUGCUCGAAACACACAAGUGGACGCUCUGCAUCUCGAUGGUGUUGGACCGACAGAAGGGGAUACAGGCAGAAAUGCCUGUACGUCAUCAGGUAAUGAUGAGCGGACUUCAACCAAUUUAUCUGAGGCUUCGGCAUCGGCAAAGUCGGCAAAGUCAACACCGGGAAUGGGUUCACCUACCAAAGACAAACACGCCUAUCUGCCGAGCCCCAGCAGAGAAGCCAUCCGCAGCCAGGACAGCUCGAUAUCGGCAACUACAUCAUAUGACAAGCGCUAUUCAUCAGAUUCCUUCUCCACCGCUCACUCGGCGAUGUCGCAGCAACAAGCAGAGGGUGAAUAUCUUCUCCGGGACUCGGAAAACGCGCAGCGUUCCCCAAUAGCAGGACUAUUCAACAACAAACCUCCAGGACCGAGUCGACCGAGAGCCUCAGAGUGGAUUGGGGGUAUCCGACGAGUACUUUCUGUAUCGAGGAGGCGACCUCCAGCUAACGAGGGCCCGAGCACUAUCUCCAUGGCUUCUGGAAUUGAUGCAGAAAGCGCUGGAAUCAGCGCGCGUGCGGCUGACACAACACUCCCUCGGAGAUCGGUGAGCGCUUCGGCAGAGCUAUUUAGACGAAAACAGGGUGCCAAAGAUUGGGGCGUGGGUAACAGAUUCUCGCAGGAUACGGGAUUCCAUUCGGCACGUUCUACGCGUGAUGACUUUGGACUGGAUGGGCAUAUUGAUCCUGAUAGCGACGAUGAGUGGGACGUCGAGGGUGCCGCCGAGGGCCGGAGGGUGCAAGUGACAUUUACCGUGCCAAAGGAGAAACUUAGGGUUGUGAAUGCCUCAGCGGGUGACAUGGAUGAUCUGUCCGUGAACUCGGUCAGUCGAAACAACAGUCUGUCAUAG
Messenger RNA from Aspergillus mulundensis, 2739 nucleotides. RefSeq lists its product as uncharacterized. The coding region runs from base 1 to 2739 and encodes 912 amino acids. Gene Ontology annotation, molecular function: protein binding. The record is from RefSeq and is a predicted model, not a curated record. The transcript has a single exon. NCBI's taxonomy places the organism in Eukaryota, Fungi, Ascomycota, Eurotiomycetes, Eurotiales, Aspergillaceae.